UCCGUCGGAUUUUGUUAUUCUUGAAAUUAUGGAUUGCGAGUUAUCGGAAAAUGACCUUGUUGAUGCGGCAGCUUUAGCGGCCUUAGACGACUUGGUCUUUGAAGAUGAGGCAAUGGUUUUGUCGCAUGAAGACAUUAUUGAUGCUGCCGAGUUAGCCGGUAUGAAUGACUGGGUGUUCGGUGUGGCUCAAGUAGGAGGUGGUGGCGGUAUCCCUCAGGAUUUUUGAGUGGUUGAACAUGUUGCUGUCGAGGCCAAAGGGCACCGUUUUUCAAAGACUCACAACAUGCGUUUCAAGUGGUUUAUGGUUAGCGUGCAUGAUUUGGACGCCAUCAGUUUUAUUGAAGCACCUGCUGUAAUAGUGGCUGUGUUGGAUUACAUCCUUGCUACUGUUCUGGAGGGAAUCGCUGAUCACCAGUAUGUUCGUGUAUCAGUGGAGUCGGCCCAUUUGUCCUUUCCUAUCUGGACGCCUCCGACCUUACGAUCACAGCUGACCGUGCAGCGUUGGAUGGCGGAAAUAUCGAAGGUCCUCAAUUCGCAUCAAGAGUUGGUCAUCGAUGAUUCGUUUGCGGUUUCCAUGGAGCAUACGGAGAUUCCUUCUGGUCGAUGUGUGCAGGACGUCCCGUUGUUAUUUCACCAGAAGCUGAAGAAGAUGAGGUCGGUCAUCUUGAUCAACAACGACGACGAGAUUUGUAUGGCCCGCGCGCUGGUAAUCGGUAAAGCUUUUGCGGACGGCCGGGAGGAUUAUGCCAAACAUAUUGCCAAGGGAAAAAGGGAAAUCCUCGCACUGUCCAAGGACCUUAUUGAAGACGCUGGCUUACCCAUCCGAGAAUACACGCUCGCCGACGUUGCGGCCUUCGAAAAGGUACUCCCUGGAUACCAAAUUGUGGUUGUCAGCACCAUGCAAGCUAAUAGUAUCGUCUACAGUGGAAAACGCGAGAAAAAACAUAUUUGUCUGUUGUUCCAUAAUCGGCAUUUUGACGUGUUGACAUCAAUGACGGCAUUCUUCAAUCGUGGCUAUUAGUGUUUUGAAUGCAACAAAGGCUACAACGACCGAAGAAGCCAUCGUUGCACUGGGCAGUGCAAUCAGUGUUUGCGUCCGAGUUGUCCAAUGGACACUUCCAAUAUGCUCUCCUACACUGAUUGUAAAGUUUUAUGGACAGUCUUGUUUUGACCACCAUAAGUUGGGCCCCAGCACGGAGAUGUUAUUUCGCAAUCGGCGAAGCAUCUGCAGUACCGUGAAAAUGUGCGACCAGUGCGGAUCUGUUUAUUCUCUGAUGAGACGACAACCAGGAGCGAGUCACUUGUGUGGAGAGAUGUUCUGCAAGACCUGUCGAGAACACGUCGUAGGGGACCAUCGCUGUUAUAUGAAGCCACAGAAAUUGGGCCCGUUCCAGAAGAUGCAGUACUCCGAUGCUCAGUUCUUAUUUUUCGACUUCGAGACUUACGUUGCUGAGGCCGGGCGGCUGUACCCAAAUCUUGCAGUGAUGCAAAAUGACGAUGGCGAAGAGUGGAUAUUUCCCAGAGAGAAUGAACCGCUUUGCGACAUCACUGAUCAGCUGUGCCGAUUUCUGUUCAGCGACGACCACCGUGAUCAUUACAUUAUUGCCCAUAAUUUUCAAGCAUUCGACGGGUAUUUCAUCAUGAACUGGCUUCUGACCAACGGUAUUGUUCCCCGAGUGAUUAUGAACGGCGGCAAGAUAAUGCAACUAGAUGUACCGCAGCUCAACAUUCGCUUUCGGGACAGCAUUAAUUUCAACCCGCAAAGCCUGUCCAAAUGGCCCGCCACGUUCGGCAUUGCAGAUACCGCUAAAGGCCUUUUCCCACACCGUUUUAAUCGCCCCGAAAACUGGGACCAAGUGACGGAGUUCCCUUCCAUGGAGGAGUACGGGUACCGGUUUAUGAACAAGAAGGACCGGGAAUCUUUCAAGAUAUGGUACGAAGAUGAAGUUGCUGCCAAAGAGAACACCUUUGACUUCCGCAAAGAGUUUGUCAGCUACUGCAGUAACGACGUAACUGUGCUUCGUAAGUGUUGCCUGCAGUUCCGCAGUCUCUUUUUGGGCAUCAGCAACGGAAUCUGUCCAUUUUCGUCGUCCAUAACCAUUGCUGGAUUAUGCGGUUUGUAUUGGCGUACAAAUAUCCUCAAGGCUAACCAGAUCGGUUUGAUUCCACCACAAGGAUACCACUCCAACAGAAACCAGUCCGCCAAGGCACUGAAGUGGCUGCAGUGGAUGGAGCUGGAAGAGAACUGUCCUAUCCAGACCAGAGCCUCAGGAGCAGAAUUCAAAAUUGGACAGUAUUUUGUGGAUGGGUACUCGGCCUCUACCGGUAAAGUUUUUGAAUUUCACGGUUGCUGGGACCAUGGAUGCCCUGAAUGCACUGCUCCGGAUACGUUCCACCCUUUCCGAAACCUGCCCAUGAGCAAGAUUUAUGAAGAAACCAUCCAACGGGAUGCUCGUAUUCGUAGCAUGGGCCAUGAACUUUGCGUGAUUUGGGAGCACGAGUUCGACAGUCUUGUGAAACAGGAGCCGUUUUUUGCAGCCUUUAUUGAAGAGAUCACUGUACGGCAGCCCAUUAAUCCCCGGGAUGCGUUUUAUGGCGGUCGCACGAAUGCCACCAAGCUUUUUCAUAGCGUGAAGGACGACGAAAAGAUUCGUUACUUUGAUGUCUGCAGCGAAUACCCCUACGUUAAUAAGAACAAGCGCUACCCCAUCGGACAUCCGACCAUCAUCAAUAAGGAUUUUGAUGGGAUUGCCAAUUACUUUGGGAUAAUUCAGUGUGAAGUACUGCCACCGUCAGAUCUCUAUCUUUCCGUCUUGCCAUACCGAUCCAACGGGAAGUUGGUCUUUUCUUUAUGCCGCACUUGCGCCCAAGAAAAGCAGAACGCACCAUGUACACACGCGAACGAUGAACGGGUACUCAUUGGAACUUGGUGUUUGCCGGAGUUACACGCUGCAAUUGACCGCGGUUACGUCGUGAUAAAGAUAUUUGAAGUUUGGCAUUUCGAACAGUCCGAAGAGCGAUUGUUCGCGGACUACAUUGAUCGUUUUCUCAAGAUCAAAACCGAAGCGAGUGGAUGGCCAGCGGAUGUCGCUAGCGACCUGGAAAAAGACCAGUAUCUGCGGGAUUUCCAUGAACACGAAGGGAUCGAACUGGAGCGCGACAAGAUAGAAGCCAAUCCAGGGAUGAGAGCACUGGCAAAGCUCUGUUUGAAUAGCUUCUGGGGCCGUUUGGGCAUGCAGGACAACAAACCAAACACCAAGUAUAUUUCUUCGCCGGAGGAAUUUUACCGAAUGCUUCUUUCUGGAGAGUAUCAUAUACACUCGUGGGACCUGUUCAGUGACGAUGUGCUCCAACUAUCAUACACCAGGGAAAGCCUGUUCGUCGAGCAGAACCCACACGCCAACGUAGUUUUAGCUGCGUUUACGACCUGCUGGGCACGCUUUCACUUGUAUGGUUACAUGGAACGAGUGCAGGACACGUUAUUGUAUUUCGACACUGAUUCCAUAAUUUUUGUGGACAGACCAGGAAUUUCCGUUCCUCCGACGGGCAAGUUUCUCGGCGACUUGACGGACGAAUUACAAGCUGGGCAGUUCAUCACCCAGUUCGUCAGCCUUGGCCCGAAGACGUACUCUUACAAGACCAACGACGGAAAAAGUGAAAGAUCGAGGUUUUUCAACCGAUCACCGCGAGCGUCACCCAACUAAAAUUGUCUAUCGACACGAGCACAGAGUGUCGAUCGAAGCUGCGGCAGUUCGUCACGUUCAUCUACACGAAAAAAUUCCCACAACUACCGAAAGAAAACACGGAAGAAGCCUCGGAAGCCGUCGAACUGAUUCCGAUCAAUCGAUGGGUCAAUGAGUUCCUCAUUUGCUCGGAGGUGCCUCCGUUGCUGGUCAGUUGCAACGGAACAGCGACGACGUUUUCUUAUGAUAACACGACGAUUAUUGACGCGACGGAGCUGUUUUUCCAAUCGGACAACAGUCUUCGCUGUCGGAAGAUCGCCAGCACCAUACACCGUCAUAUUUUAUCCCCGCGCAACACGGUCGUCGAGAGCGGGGUUUCUGCAGACUGGGAGCGGGACGCCGUAGUAGCGGCGUGCCAGAAAGGUCAAGUGGUCGUGUCCGAUGGAAACCCAGAGCAGGCGGUCUUCGCCAAUCUUCGCUACUAUUCCGCGCCCAAUCAGCUGUGCCGGGACGCGUUUAACCGUUUCGCUAAAUACCUGUGGUCAUCACUGGCUUAAACGAAUCAGUUUCCAUUAUUUAGUGUUGUGCAUUCCUGCGCUUUUGUAUUCGCCGUAAAUGAAUUUCCUUUAUGGUCGUCACAGAGUUCGUUAACAAAAAACCGCUUGAGCACGUACAGCUGCUAAAAAAUGUUGACAUGUCCGACACCGACA
Molecule: messenger RNA, 4393 nt
Organism: Paramacrobiotus metropolitanus
Lineage: Eukaryota; Metazoa; Tardigrada; Eutardigrada; Parachela; Macrobiotidae
Exons: 8
Coding region: 1200-3704 (834 amino acids)
Biological process (GO): DNA replication
Molecular function (GO): DNA binding; nucleotide binding; DNA-directed DNA polymerase activity
Source: RefSeq, a predicted model, not a curated record